Melanotaenia boesemani (Boeseman's rainbowfish) is the source of this 3068-nucleotide messenger RNA. RefSeq names its product defective in cullin neddylation 1 domain containing 3 (gene dcun1d3). The coding region runs from base 626 to 1579 and encodes 317 amino acids. Lineage: Eukaryota; Metazoa; Chordata; Actinopteri; Atheriniformes; Melanotaeniidae. The transcript is spliced from 5 exons. Gene Ontology annotation, cellular component: ubiquitin ligase complex. Gene Ontology annotation, molecular function: cullin family protein binding; ubiquitin conjugating enzyme binding; ubiquitin-like protein binding. The record is from RefSeq and is a predicted model, not a curated record. Gene Ontology annotation, biological process: protein neddylation; positive regulation of ubiquitin-protein transferase activity.
UUGGCUGCUUAUAGGGAGGGAGCAAGUGAUGCAGGAAUAUGCCCAUAAUGUAGCUACAUUCAAUGACUAAAAGGGGGAAGCACAAAGAAAUAGGGUGCUUUAGUCCGAGACGGUCUUUCCAUUAUUUUCAAAGAGCAAACGCAACUCAAAAUGGACUCAAAAACAAACUCUGGUUACUAGCUUAUAACACAUUUAUUUCGCUAAGGCGGAAUAGAAUUCGACAUUGAUGUGGAAGUUUUUUUGUAAGCAGUCCGCUAGUAAGCUAGCAAUCUGAGUUAACGGGACGAGUUCUCUUCAGUUCGUUUCUAGACGUGUUUUAGCUAAUUUAUUUAACUACUUAAUUUAUACUGGCAUUACUGGAAUGAUGUCCAUCCAAAUUCAACACAAUAUGUUUUCCCAAAAAGCAUUGCUGGUGUCAAGGUCACAAUGAUGGAACAGAAGUGAAAGACAAUGCCAUCUGAAGGAGUGUCUGGUUUUUAAAUUUGCCGAUUGAAGAGCGACAGAUCUGGCACAGGCCUGAGGGUAUGUUGAGACGUCUUGCCAGGGCAGAGCAGAGGUGUCUAGGUGGUUUGGACGGGGACUGACGGUGAGGAGGAAAGACAGACGAGGGACCAGGGAGGAAGACAUGGGCCAGUGUGUCACCAAGUGUAAGCAUCCGUCGUCCUCACUCGGCAGUAAGAGUGGAGACAAGGAGAGCAGUUCAAAGCCCCACAAGAAGAGUGGCAGUGCUGGUAGUGGGGGUCACAAAGAAGAGCCUAAUGCCCCAUGUAGCAAAGCCAUUAGUGAGUUGUCGAAUGGCACCAAGCCCUCAGAGGUUACAGUGGAGACACCCAUCAUCUCACCAGUUAUAGGGGAGUCUAACAAAGACUUUCUGGAUGGAGAUGGGCUGUCAAUGCUGCGCAUCGAGGAGCUGUUCUGCUACUACAAGGAUGAACAGGAGGAUGCUAUCUUGGAGGAAGGCAUGGAGAGGUUUUGUAACGAUCUGUGUGUGGAUCCAGCAGAGUUUCGUGUGCUUGUUCUUGCCUGGAAGUUUCAAGCCGCCACAAUGUGCAAGUUUACAAGGAGGGAGUUUGUUGAGGGCUGCAAGGCAAUCCAGGCAGACAGUAUCGAGGGUAUCUGUUCACGUUUUCCCCGCAUGCUGAUUGAGGCCCAGGGUGAAGAGAACUUCAAGGACCUUUACCGCUUCACUUUUCAGUUUGGCCUGGAUGCUGAGGAGGGCCAGCGCUCACUGCAACGAGAAAUUGCCAUUGCCCUUUGGCGUUUGGUUUUCACACAGGAUACACCUGAGAUCCUGGAUCGCUGGCUGGACUUCCUAGCUGAGAACCCCUCAAGCAUUCGGGGCAUCUCAAGGGACACGUGGAACAUGUUCCUCAAUUUCACCCAGACUAUUGGGCCUGACCUCACCAACUACAGCGAGGAUGAGGCCUGGCCCAGCCUCUUUGACACCUUUGUAGAGUGGGAGUUGGAGCGCAGAAAAAAAGAGGGAGAACAGGUACUGAUGGCAAAAGAGGACGAAGGGAGGUGUACUGAAACAGAGUCUUCUCCCACUACAGAUAGACUUGAAACAGAGGGAAGCUGAGGCUCACAGAUGCGGGGAGCCCACUGACCAGAAAACAUGAAAUAUUUGAAAGGGAGGCAAAGAUAAUACCUAUAAGUGAAUUGUACAUCUGUGAAAAAUUGGAUGAAGAUUAGUAUUACCAUUUCAGCUGUUCAUUUAGCUGUCCUUUUUUGUUGGGAUUGGGUUUCAGGUUUCCUUUUUUUUUUUUUUUUUUUUUGCUGUUUUUGAAAGGGCUCUAAGAAAUAUUUUAAGCACUUCUAUUUAAGUUAUUGUUUUACCAUUUUCAUCCUCCCCUGUUUUUAGUAAUUGGACAUGUGACCCAUUUUAAUGUGUCCCUACCUACUAUUGUCCAGCAGCAUGGUGUUAAAAGUGGACAAAAGAACCAUUCCCCACAAUUUUACAGUUUAGACCUAGUAACACAUGAUUUGAAUUACCAGCUUAUAAAUUGUACGAGAAAUUUCUUUUUAAUACAGAAGAAGGGAAGUUUUUGCAGCCUGCCUGCAAAUAAUUUUGUACUACAAAACAUGAAAUUUAACACAAGGAUCAGUGAAAUGAUCUGGACUGGACUAAUGUAGUUGUAUUGAAUGGUUAUAUCUUGCAGUGCUGUGAGGAUGAAUUGGAUACAUUUGUGUUAUUUUGGCCUACAAUUACACUUUAUUUAACAAAAGUUAAUAAUUUGGUAAGGGCAUUUUAUAUUUCAAAAUAAUGCAAAUUACAGUUACAUUUGCACAUUGCAUUUUUUCAUGCUCGUUUUAAACCCAAGUUGGUUUCCGUGGUAACCCAACCCCCCUCCUUCCUUCUUCUUUGGGUGUUUUGAGUGCUACUUGUGCAGUGAGCAGCUUAGUUUGGUGAAGCAGCUGCUGUGCUCCUUUUUGACCUCUAGCAUCUACCAUAUUGAUGUCCACUUACUUUCAAUAGAUAAUUAUGUGUAUGCAACUGAAUGACAUUGGCUUUUCUCAGCUGCCUCUUGAUGUCACUUAAGGAAUUCUCUAUCGCAACAAAUAAACUAAGGCUAUCUCUUGGUUAGCCCUGACAGUGAAUGCCUAAACCUGCAUUACAUUCAGGACCAUUAGACUGCGUGCCUCACAAAGCUUAUAUUGUACUAUAUUGCAGGAGCUGAAGUUAUAACAUAUACAAGAAAAAAAAGUGUGCAAUUCACAAAAAUGUUGACUUCUGCUGGUAAUGGAUGUAAUAAAUUGCACAGAAACCAAUGGCAUGCUAAUUUGCUGUACUUGGAAUACUUUGCAGAGAGAUUGAUGUUAACGACAUAAUAACCAUUCGAAACGUUUUCCAAAUUUUUAAUCAGUUUAUGUUAUGGUGUUUUGGAAUGAGUGUUAAAUUGACCUGCUGGUGAAUCAAGAGAUUGUAAUAAGGGUUUAGUAUAAUAGGGUGGCCAUUACCUAAUUUUUUUUGGUUUACAUCUACGAUGGUUUUAUUUCACCCCAUUUAAUCUUUUUUUUAUAUGAAAUGUACUGAUUUAUAAUAAAUAAAAACAGUGUUGACGUUUGGA